CUCAGGUGAUAAGGAGGAGUGUCAAAGUGCGACUACGGAACAAAGUGACUCUACAGAGCAAACUGAAGAGAGUUUCUGGUAAAUUUCAGAUUCUGAAACAAGAAUGUCUCAAACGGUCUUACCCGUGAACUCUUCAACACUCAUCAUCCAGAUUCAACCACCAACACAAACAACACCAGCUGGGACUGGGACAAAUGCUCCUGUGCCUGUUUAUGUCCAACAGGUCACAGGAGUUUCUCCUCUUCAUGGACUUCAGGCAUUUCUGAAAGGCCAUCCAAAAGCCCUUGGGACUGUCCAGGUAAUGAUUGCUCUGUUGACUUUCCUGCUUGGAAUCGUGUCUACAGUUCAUGCGGAAUCCAUAACUGUCUUUACUGGUAUUCCUUACUGGGGGUCGCUCAUCUACAUUAUUGCAGGCUCACUCUGCAUUGCUGCCGAAAACAAACUUAAUUCACCCUCCGGUUUGUGUUUGGUGAAAGGUUCACUUGGAAUGAACAUUUUCAGUGCUUUAACUGCAGGCAUUGCAAUUAUUAUAAUUUCAUUUGAUUUGGCUAUAGGACCAGUGUACCAAAGUUACUGCAGAUAUGACUGUUAUGAUUUAGAGGAAAGGUAUAAGACCCUCUUCAGGGGAAUCAGUAGUGUUUGGCUGAUCUUUGCCUUGCUUGAGUUUAUCAUCUCCAUCUAUCUAUCAUCAUUUGCCUGUAAAGCCACCUCCUGCUGUUAUCCACAGGUGCCAUAUGUUGCGCAAGUUCUACCUCCACUGCCCUGUGGUUUUAGGCCCUGUCAUUUCCAUGAUCUUAAGAACCCAGAGAUAUCUGUGAUCAGCAACCCUUCCAUGAAUCACCAACCUGCAGAAAUUCCUCCACAAUACAGUGAAAUAUAA
Messenger RNA from Sinocyclocheilus anshuiensis, 880 nucleotides. Its product is annotated as membrane-spanning 4-domains subfamily A member 4A-like. The transcript has 8 exons. NCBI's taxonomy places the organism in Eukaryota, Metazoa, Chordata, Actinopteri, Cypriniformes, Cyprinidae. The record is from RefSeq and is a predicted model, not a curated record. Bases 104 to 880 code for a protein of 258 amino acids. Gene Ontology annotation, cellular component: membrane.